Molecule: messenger RNA, 1672 nt
Organism: Triticum aestivum (bread wheat)
Lineage: Eukaryota; Viridiplantae; Streptophyta; Magnoliopsida; Poales; Poaceae
Exons: 13
Coding region: 56-904 (282 amino acids)
Source: RefSeq, a predicted model, not a curated record
CUUCCGUGUCCCGGAACCCAACCCCCAAAUCGCUAGCGCCGCCUCCAUCGUCGUGAUGGAUUCCUCCAAGGUCGAGACUGCCGAGAAGCCCUCCGGCUCGGUGGACCAUCCCUGCGUGGAGCGGCUCCGUCACCGGCGACUCCUCGCCUUCCUACGGGAUCAAGGCUUCCAUGGCGCCUACGCCGAGGUGACGCGGAAGACGGGCGUGCACAUGAGCCUGCGCCACCUGCGCGGCCUCGUGGAGCGGGGCCGCUGGGCGGACGCCAUCGCCUACUUGGAGCUCCACCUGCCGCCGCCGCCCCGCCCGCGGAGCUCCAACGCCGACCUCCUCCACGCCUUCCUCGUCACGCACCGCCGCUUCGCCGACGCCGUCGCCGGCCACGUCGACCCCAGCGCCCUGCCCGGCUCCUACUUCGAGCUGUGCCAUAGCGGAGACGUCGGCCACGGCGAGCUGAGGCUCCGCUCCAUCACCUUCCUCGUGCUCGGCUUCCCCCAUAUCAGGGCCGACAUGGACUGGGAGAGUGUGAGGAGCAAAGCAUCGUUUGUUGUCUGGAGGUUGGCCACAGCUACCCCGGAGCUGCAAGGCCGCAUCUCACUGCCGACCGCCGCGCCGCACCAGCUACUUCCCGUUGCUCCUCCCGGUUUGUCCCGAGGGAGGGGUCACGUCAAGAAUAAGAAACAAGAAGGCUCCCGGCCGCGACCAAAAGCUAUCAUCAGGGCCAUGAAGAGCCACCUCAUUGCGCCUGCGGAUAAAGAUAAAGUGUCUGAUGAAAAAGCACGUGAAUCGCUGGCGGAUAUCCUUGAUGAAACUUUAAAGGCUGGCAUAAUUCCCAUGGCACGUUAUCCAGUAGGGAACCAAGGAGUGUCUGGCGCUACACCCUUGCAGUUGCAGAAAGUGUUGUAAGUCCUUGGGAUCUCACCAGCAGAGAUAAAUCCAGAUGCUCCAGGCUGCCAGCACAUAUCUGCUACUUUGACAGCUGCAAAAAUGUUAGGGGCCUCGUCACCGGCAAAUGCAGCAGGUGCUCCAACCUGCCAGCCCAUAUCUGCUAUUUUGGAAGGUGCAAAAAUGUUUGGGACCUCGUCACUGACAAGUGCAGCAGGUGCUCCACCCGGCCAGCCGAUAUCUGCUACUUUGAAAGAAGUAAAAAUGUCUGGGGCCUCGUCACCGACAAACGCAGCAGGUUCUCACACCAAGAGAAAGGAUACGAGCGAUGAAGCGACUACGACCGUCGAGGAAGUGAAGCGGCAGCGGACCACAGCGGCAUUUGGUGAAGCAAGUCCGGUGGUGCCCAUGGUUGAAGCCGCGGGGAACGGGAUCAAGUCGAUCGGUGUCUCUUCUGGGUGAAACCAAGACAAGUCCGGUCCGUAAACUGCCCCUGCUGCUGUGGGAUCGUUUGGGCUGCUGAUCAUGUUACCUGCUCGAGACUUGCAAGUCCCAUAGAACUUCUACAAUAAUGUUUCGUAAUGAUGCAACUAUAUAUGCUACUACCAACUAUACUACUGCUUGUGCUAGAACUACUAUCGAUUAUGUAUGCCAGUGAACUAGUCAGAUUUGUUGUGACAUGUGAGCUGCUGGGUGAAAUGUCUAUGGUUAUUUUUCAUCGAACAAUCUAAGACGUUUUAGAGACUUCUGUAAAGCGUCUUAUAUCUAUUUACAGAGAUAGUAAUUAUU